AUGGAGCGUCUCUGGAAGGGACGCUCCCCUCGGAAGCCGAUUGGAGACGAAACCUUUUUCCGGUUCUUCAUGCGUGACAGCGUCGAGAAGCCGGUUGCCGCCAUCAUCUCAGAGCUUGCAAAGAUUGAAAAGGCCCGAGAGGCAUUUGAUAUUGGAGAUGGUGUCGACUUUGAGGAUAGGCAGGAUUUUGUCAUCGAUGCUUUUGGAGCAGCCUACGAUAGACGUGUGCUAUUCCCCUGCACCCCUGGCAGCUACGCCGACCAGCCAUCUGUGCAGCAAGAGCUAGUUUGCGUCGUCGACUGGGUGCUGCCUCAUAUGCUAACGGCUUCUCGCCUUCGUGUUGGGCUUCAUGAAAUGGACGUCUACGAGGAGGUUGCGAACCGGGAGUCGAUGCUCCCGGCUUGUGGAAAUUCGACUGCGCGGUUCCGGUAUCACGCAGAGAAGCUGACGGCGUGUGCUCUUACGGAUGCGUAUGGCCAGAUGAUCGAAGAGGGUCUCGAGUAUGGACUUGUCACCACGGGCGAGGCUACGGUGUUUCUCAAGGUUGAAUGGGAUGAGCCUGGGACCCUCUACUAUCAUCUGGCCGAGUUUGGACCCGAGGUGUCUGCUCAUCCAUCCAACGCUCCAAUCUGCACUGCCGUGGGUCAGCGCCUGGCCUUUACUCUCAUGCUUCUCCGACAGCAAGACCAAUGA
This is a messenger RNA of Fusarium falciforme, 693 nucleotides long. RefSeq lists its product as hypothetical. The transcript has a single exon. Bases 1 to 693 code for a protein of 230 amino acids. NCBI's taxonomy places the organism in Eukaryota, Fungi, Ascomycota, Sordariomycetes, Hypocreales, Nectriaceae. The record is from RefSeq and is a predicted model, not a curated record.